AUGAGUGGGCGUAUCUCCUCCUUGUUGAUCGAGCCUGUGGUUCGGCAAGCUUGUCGUCUUUCUCAGCAGUUAGACUCGCAUCCGCCUUACGAUGACGAUCUGGGCGACUCGCAGACGAGCAUCCGGGACAGGAGCUCUUUGAUAGGUCCUAAUUCUACCGAUUUAGCUGUGAUUAAUAACGGUCUUGAAAGUGAGAGGGCGGUGCUACAUCCUUCCAAAGGCCAAGCGGAACUCGAUCAUACCGCCCCUUUCACCCAGCCUGAACAGUCACUGCAUGAAUCAAGCGGCCGACAUGAUGAUUAUGGCGAAAGUUUCUUUGCAAUUCAGCCUACUACUGGAAUACCCAUUGCAUCCUCAUCGAACCAACCGGUCUUGACGGGUCCUAUGCACGACGAUGGAAAUUACAGUGAUCCCGCAGUGGUCGGAAUAGCGGCCGGUGUUAACUCCAUUCCCGCACAGAACCUGGUCCAGGAGACAAAUCGAAGUGUGCAAGGUACAAAUCUGUCACCGGCCAGCGGGAAUGAUACGGAUAUUAUUGGAGCCCAAUAUCUACUCCCGGAAGAUGAUGGAAUGGGCGUUUUGAGAAGAAAAAUACACGCGAUCAGAGAUCUCGAAUCGACAAAUGACGCAAAAGCACGGAUGAUCCAUGAACUGAUGACUGAAAGAUAUCAUGCUUCUCGAGAAAAGAAGGAGGAUACGACACCUUCCCCACCAAGACCUGCAUCACCGUCUAGCUCCUGGGCUUUUGAGCGACCUAUUACCCCGCGUUCGCACCAAAGUAGUCCGUCUCUCGAUCGAGAGCCUGUGACUCCAGUUUCAACAGCUUCGAUCAGACAACCCCGAACUGAAAUAUCUCAUAAUCUCACCGCCGAAGAUCUGAUGCCCACGUUCUUUCCUAGGCCCGUCCCAGACUCACCCGCGGGUGAUCGCGAAGAUGGGGAUAUUGAGGAUGUCGAAGAACCCUGCUUAGGCUGCCGCCAUUAUAAACGCAAUGUCAAGCUACAAUGUUUUGCCUGUAAGAAGUGGUACACUUGCCGAUUUUGUCACGAUGAGGCAGAAGACCAUCACCUGAAUCGACCAAAGACAGAGAACAUGCUGUGCAUGCUUUGUGGACACCCCCAACCAGCCGCACAGGUUUGUCGCCAAUGUGGUGAACACGCUGCACAGUACUAUUGCGAUAUCUGUAAGCUCUGGGACAAUGAUUCGAACAAAAGUAUCUAUCACUGCAAUGAUUGUGGUAUUUGCCGCAUCGGCCAGGGUCUUGGUAAAGACUUUUUUCACUGCAAGACAUGUAGUGUCUGUCUGCCUAUUUCAAUUGAAAAUACUCACAGAUGCAUCGAACGCUCCACUCAAUGCGACUGUCCGAUCUGUGGAGACUAUAUGUUCACCUCUCCUGAAACAGUUGUUUUCAUGCGCUGCGGACAUAGUAUCCACCAGAAAUGUCUCUCGGAGUACUCUAAGAGUUCGUAUCGGUGUCCGAUAUGUAGUAAGACCAUUGCCAACAUGGAAUCUACAUUUCGGAACCUGGAUCGCACCAUUCAAAGCCAGCCAAUGCCAGCAGAAUUCAAGGAUACCCAUGCUUUAAUUCAUUGUAAUGAUUGCGGUGCGAAAUCAGUGGUCAAGUAUCAUUGGCUAGGCUUGAAGUGUGACAUGUGCGAAUCAUACAAUACCGCUCAAGUUCAACUCUUACAUAGCGAUGCACUGGAUGCAUUAGAACAGGAAAAUGAGGAGAACAGAAAUGACCUGACAUCUCGGUUGCGAUCCUCCUCGCAUGGUGCGGAAAACAUUGCUCCCUCGUUGUCUUCAAUUCAAUCACGGAUUGAUACAGAGACUUUAUCAGGAGCCAACUUGAGUCCAAGAUUCCGUGCGGCAUCAUCUACGGAACCUACUGCGCGUUUUUCAUCCUAUAGUCUUACUCGCGGCCGAGCAGUUUCACCCGUGAUCAGUAAUUAUUUUGGGUUGCCCCCGGACCGGGAAACCGAUCGAUCGAGGUCGACAACAUCUUUCUUCGGAGGGCUUACAAGUAAAGCUGGCGAUGAUCACUCAGGUGGCGAACUUAGCUUGUGGGGUACGAGGAUCAGAUAUAAGUAUGGCUUCCUUGACCGGGACACAGAAUCAGUGGACGGGGUCUCUGAUGCUCAAGAGGACGACGUCGAUGAUGAUGAUGAUGAUAACUCAACAGAAGACGCUGAACGUCCUGGUGGAGAAGAUGAUGAUGAUGACGACGACGAAAGUAUUGAUAUAUUCGGUCAUCGAUAA
Molecule: messenger RNA, 2259 nt
Organism: Aspergillus clavatus NRRL 1
Lineage: Eukaryota; Fungi; Ascomycota; Eurotiomycetes; Eurotiales; Aspergillaceae
Product: RING finger and CHY zinc finger domain-containing protein
Exons: 3
Coding region: 1-2259 (752 amino acids)
Biological process (GO): ubiquitin-dependent protein catabolic process; protein ubiquitination
Cellular component (GO): nucleus
Molecular function (GO): zinc ion binding; ubiquitin protein ligase activity
Source: RefSeq, a predicted model, not a curated record